Pyrenophora tritici-repentis Pt-1C-BFP is the source of this 159-nucleotide messenger RNA. NCBI's taxonomy places the organism in Eukaryota, Fungi, Ascomycota, Dothideomycetes, Pleosporales, Pleosporaceae. The record is from RefSeq and is a predicted model, not a curated record.
AUGUAUGGCAAUGGCACGCCUGCAAAACGUGUUUCCCCACGCUCGCUGCGCGUGUCCGCGUCCGUCCCGGAAGACCCGCAGGCGGGGCUAGUAUUGGCGGAUCUGGCGCCCUACGAGACUUUGGGCCGGACUGUAUCGAAGAAAGGGUCAUGUUUCUGA